Messenger RNA from Artibeus jamaicensis (Jamaican fruit-eating bat), 456 nucleotides. RefSeq names its product transmembrane inner ear (gene TMIE). Lineage: Eukaryota; Metazoa; Chordata; Mammalia; Chiroptera; Phyllostomidae. The transcript has 4 exons. The coding region runs from base 1 to 456 and encodes 151 amino acids. The record is from RefSeq and is a predicted model, not a curated record.
AUGGUGGCCGGGCGGCGGCCGGGCACGGGGCCCCUCUGGGCGCUGGGCGGCGCUGCGCUGGGGGUCUGCCUCGCGGGGGUCGCCGGGCAACUGGUGGAGCCCAGCACGGCUCCGCCCAAGCCCAAGCCGCCCCCGCUGACCAAGGAGACGGUGGUGUUCUGGGACAUGCGCCUGUGGCACGUGGUGGGCAUCUUCUCGCUCUUCGUGCUGUCCAUCAUUAUCACUCUGUGCUGUGUUUUCAACUGCCGCGUGCCACGGACCCGGAAGGAGAUCGAGGCCCGGUACCUGCAGCGAAAGGCAGCCAAGAUGUACACCGACAAACUGGAGACAGUGCCACCCCUUGAUGAGCUCACAGAAGUCCCUGGAGGUGAGCAGAAGAAAAAGAAAAAGGACACUGUGGACACAGUGGCCAUCAAGGUAGAGGAGGACGAGAAGGACAAAGCCAAGAAAGGAUAG